AUGUAUACUUGGGCGUCGCGGAGGGAAGAGGAAGAGAAGAGGUUGCAUCGAAAUUGCGGAUAGAAAGAACGGACCCGUCGUUGCCGCAAGCCCGACAAGGAAGGCGAAAGGAAUAACGAGACCGAGCGCGGUGCCAAUAUGCUGGAAGUACCACGGAAGGUUUACUCUAGGGACGUGCACGGCGUGGAGUACAAUCAUUGGAGCUAUGACUUAACGGGUUGUGGCACGAAAAGAAACAUGAAUAUCGAAGACGAGGAUAGUCAAGACUUAAACAAUCCCAUGGUCAACGACUUGGUAUCAAAGAUUCUCGAUGAAGAUUCUAUUACCAUUGACACCUGUCACAAUAAUUACAACAGCGGAAGUACUCAUUAUCAGACGGACUACGCCAAUUCUUGCUCCAAUCAGGUCGCUGACGGUUUGGACUACCUGACUGAUGUCGAUCACUUGGUCACUCGUUAUCCGCUGUCCAGCAAAUUACACAACAUUCACAACAACGUCAAGAGCGAGUACCGUCAUUCCAACAAUCUCUGCAACGACCUGAAAACACUGAAUCUCAGUACCUGCGUGCGACAGUCCGUGGAGCAGAGCAAUGCGUGCAGCAACGAUAUCAUGCCGAGCGCAUAUUCGUCUGACCCACGAUCGGUGCACGUUGUACACUCCAACGACGGUGGCAUGUACACGAGUGGGAGCAGCAUGCCGUUGUGCAAUGAUCUGUUAACGACUACGAGUGGAGUAAAUUACAGUAAACAGUCGAGCAACUGGACGGAACCCCUCCAGUUGACUCCAUCGAUGGGAUGCCGAGCUGAACUGACCGGGAACUACUCACGAAUCUCAAAUUGCGCUAAACCGGAUCUUAAUUUUAACGUCACCGCGUUAACCCUGGCUCUAGAUUCACCGAACUCGGUUCCCAUCAGCGAGUACGAGUAUCACAACAGCGUGAGGCAGAACGCAUCAUCGAAUUCUUACAGUAAUUCUAUGGUCAACAUGCACGACAUGUACGGCGUUACCGGUAACCCUAGUCAGGGUCCCGGCUACAGGCCCAACUCAGCGAUGACCGAUCUGAGCGUUGAUUCCGGCUUCUUGUCGAACUCACCGUUACAACAUUUCUCACCCGCCGAUACGGCUUUGCACACCUGUUUCGGAAGUGGUAUGCAACGCAACGGCAUCGGCGACUUCAAGGAUGUUCAUGAUACCGCUAGAUUAAAUAUGACGAGUAUCAACAUACCUAACGAGCAGAUUCAGUUCUUGCAGCAGUCGCAAGCACGUAGCUACAAACUGGAUCAAGCAGUGGACCAAGAUUACAAAAACUUAAUCGAUUAUUAUCCUCCCGGUACAAACAGCUUCGUCACAUCCUCGGCGAGUAACUUAGACACGAACGAGAACGUUUGUUUCCCUAGUGACUGUAGAAUCGAUAAUAGCCUGUUAAAGAUGAUCAAUCCAAAAUCAAAGUCCAUUGAAACCAAGACGUAUUCACCCAUAGGUUUUCCAAAAAAUCUGAGUUCGCGCAACUUGUAUCAGCCUAUUGCUAAAUACGGCUGUCACAAUUAUCAACAGUACACUGCCAACAGUGGCGACACUUUGAAGAUAAUGCAGCAAAAUUCCACGUUUUAUCACAACGAUUUAAAGCAGCCUAAAGUCAACGCGUACAAAUUGGACGGAUUUGACUUGACUAAAGAGAUCGCGUACCCCUCAGGAAGUCACUUGACCGACCGUGUCACUGGAUCCACCCUGGACAAGGAUGCCUUUAAUCAUAUUUUGAAACAACGACACCAUAUAUCGAAAAUGCAGAGCAUUCCAGCUGGGAUUCCGCCUCCUGAUAUCAUUUUUAACUCGGGGAUGAUGUCGAGCACAAAUACCGUGAGAUCGGGAGCGUUUCCAUCGGUGAUGCCAGUUCCUGUUCCUGUACCGGUUCAUCCUGUGCCACGACUGUUCUCCGCUCUUUACGGGGGAAACUUGAGCUUUAGAAAUGGCAGCGGUGCGGCCAGGAAGACAGGACCCUCAAGUAUAUUGCAUUUUAAUCUUGAACAAACAUACGAACAAUUCAAGCAGUUGGAAAAGGAGCGUAAGAAAUGCGAAGCUGGAUUGGCCGCACAUUUCCCAGGGAAACGAGUAACCAGCGCGAAUAACAUACCCAUCCCACGUCUUCAGGGAAAUCCGUCGAGGGUGGAUCGUUUAAUAAUCGAUUACUUGAGGGAACACGCUCGUGUCAUUACCUUAAUAGCAAAGAUGGAACGCUUACGCGGGACCACGAUGAAUCAACGCGUGCACAAAGCCAUGGAAUAUUGGCUGGAAGCUAUCAAAUACGUUCAAGAGUGCCGCAAGCAAGAGAUCACAAAUGCUAUCAAACGUCAGAAAGAGAAUCCACAUUGCAUUUUAGCGUAUGACGACAAUGAUAUUCUGACUUUGGCUGGAAGCGUUCACGAAUUGACGAAGGCAUCGCGUUACGCGCGGACCGGUAUGUAUAACGCUCUUCAAGCCACACUACUUUAUGACUUGGACAUAGAGAAGAAAGUCGUCGCGACUUCUAAGGAUCCAGUCUUAGAGGCAAAAAUCGAUGGCGAAAGACAAACGAAAGACGGAACCAACGAUUACACAAGCAAUACCUAGCAAACUUGCGCUGAAUCCACUUGGUAUCGCUCAUCUUAAAGUACGAGAGAGUCCAGCAGCUUUUUACUUACGUACUACGUAUUACGUUUUUGAAAAGCUUUUGCUGGUGUUUACGAUUAAUUUUACUGUUGAAACAAAAUGCCGCCCAUUAAAUUCAAAACUUUCACUCGCGAUUCACACGAGGUAAAUACACACGAAUGAACUAAAAGCGUUGAAACAGACAUUUGGAAACGCGUGCGACUUUUUACAGGUUAUUAAUAACUCCAUAGUUUUCUACCAUACGUAUUUUAAUGCUUACGACAGUGUGUAAUCGACUUAGCUUUUCGAGAACACCGAUUUAGAUACGAGAGAGUUUCGCUGAACUGCCUAUCCUUUAUCGGUUUAUCUCUGUCGCGUGUCAAACAAAACAAAAAUAUAUAUAUAUCGCUUUUUCCUCGACGCCAAAUGGAAAUAAACCGAGAGCAGUGUCGAUCGUGUUUGAACCGGUGAGCAGCUGCUAGCUUUGAAAUCGUUGACGACUCGUAACUCGCAACAAGAACGAGAUUGCUCAGAUGUAUUACAUCCUUUAGAGAUAUGAUAGAAGAAGUCGUUCUUUGUACAAUUACUCGUUUAUAUAUACGUAUCCUAAGUUAAACGAGAUAUAGAUAGGCAGAGAACGCCGAUGUACUCGUUCAAAAAUGUUCGGCAGUAACUCGUUAGAUUAGCUCAAUGUGGCCUUCCUUGAAUGUGACCCAUAAUGUGGUAGUAGAUGUUCCAGGAUUUGAAUAUUUCUCGCGAAGUGUAAGUGCGAUAUUUAAUCGCAUGCAACACGAGCUUAUAUAUA
Mycetomoellerius zeteki is the source of this 3430-nucleotide messenger RNA. RefSeq lists its product as uncharacterized. Gene Ontology annotation, cellular component: cytoplasm; nucleus. Gene Ontology annotation, biological process: meiotic cell cycle; mRNA stabilization; male meiosis I. The transcript has 5 exons. The coding region runs from base 139 to 2607 and encodes 822 amino acids. NCBI's taxonomy places the organism in Eukaryota, Metazoa, Arthropoda, Insecta, Hymenoptera, Formicidae. The record is from RefSeq and is a predicted model, not a curated record.